AUGGUACUGGGAGGCAUAUGCGACACCUUCGGCCACCUAGGCCGCGCCUGGGCCGGCUCCGCCCCCCUCUCCCCGAAACCCUUCAUGCUCCAACUCAUGCUCAUCCUAGUCGCCCCCGUCUUCAUCUCCGCCACGCUCUACAUCACCCUCGGCCGCCUCAAAGAGUCCCUGCUCGGCCACCCACGGCGCAGAUGCAGCCCGACGAGCAUCUUCAUCCUCACGGACAUCGUCGCCUUCUGCACGCAGAUCGGGGGCUCUCUGGUCCAAGUCAUCGCGAACCCGAAGAUCAUGGAGAUUGGCGGCCACGUGGUGCUCGGCGGGCUGCUGUUCCAGCUGUUUGUGCUGGUGGUGUACUUUGCGCUCGUUGUGAGGUUUCAGAGGGCGACGCAGAGGGAGGUGAUUUACGUGGAGCAUUGGAGGCGGUAUGUGUGGACGCUGGUGAUCUCUGUGGUGGCUGUUUGGGUAAGGAACUUGGUGAGGGCGGCGGAGUUUGGGGAGGGGUGGUAUGGGUUUGUGAAUCAGCAUGAGGCGAUGAUGUAUUUCUUUGAUUCGUUCUUGAUGUUCUCGGUCAUGGUUGCGUUUGCUGUCUUCCACCCUGGCCAGCUGAAUGAUUCGCAAGGAAGUAUGUCCAAGGGUAGGCAACGCGUCACGUCUGAGCAGGUGGUUAUGGGUCCGUUCGGAAACCUAGCUUAG
Messenger RNA from Colletotrichum chrysophilum, 693 nucleotides. RefSeq lists its product as uncharacterized. Gene Ontology annotation, cellular component: membrane. The coding region runs from base 1 to 693 and encodes 230 amino acids. The record is from RefSeq and is a predicted model, not a curated record. The transcript is spliced from 2 exons. Lineage: Eukaryota; Fungi; Ascomycota; Sordariomycetes; Glomerellales; Glomerellaceae.